AUGCAGAAUACUAAGAUGGAAUUAAGAAUUGAGCAUAUGCAGGACGGUUUACCCGUGAGCCAUGACCCGGUAACAACUGCACUGAAGUCAUACGACAAAGGACUGCUAAUGCAAGUCAGCGCUCCCUUCUUUAAUGAUCCUCCAGCACCACUUGGAGCACCAAAGAAACCCUUGAGAAAGCUGUAGGACUGAGAAGAUGUAGAAGCAUUUUUUUUGAGUGACAGGACUGAACAGAAGUUGAACUUGGAAAGGUGUGGUCAUGGGCAACACUUGUUGUUGCUGCUUUCUGGCCAAAGAAGAGCGUGGAAAGAAGAACUUCCCUUAGAAUUUGAUGUGGCCAGAAAGGAAACCAAAUGCAAGGGUAGAGCUCAUCUUCCUUGGAAUUAUUUUCCACCAGGCACUAACAUGUUCAAUGCACUUGCAAUUCAUGGCUCAGAGGAACACAGAAAAUACAAAGCACUUUAUCCUGUGCCUGGACAAGAACUUCAAGAAGGACAGAAACCAGAUUUUCAUUGUCUGGAAUUUUUCCAGGAAUUGAACCUGAAAGAACUAAUGGGAGAAGACUGGAAGCAGCCUGAAUCGGAUAUAUGGAAGUCUCAUGCUAAUUCUCAAAAUGGAUUGAGGCUUAAAUUUUGAUAGCAUUAAGUUUGGAUCAAACUGUAUGAGGACAAGUUAUUUCGGGCAGAGUUCAUAAAUAUAAGAUUAGUAAAGUUUCAUUGACACCAAAAGCAUUGAUCAAUCACAAUAUCAACAGUAAAGUCUCUGCGUCAGUUACUUUUAAAAGUGUGAAGUGUGCAACUGCCGAUGUUGCAGUUUAUCUGAGUCUGGAGCUCUUAAUCUGUGCAAUGCAGAUGAAUUGAUGCCUUCAAUGAAGAGAAAAUUGUGCUAAAAUUACAGUUGUGUUUCCAUGAGAGCUCUAAGGCUGAUAAGGCAAGUGUCUGGCUGGAAUCUCUUUCUUGCAGUUGCUGCAUUUCUGCUGUAUUUUCACCAUGUUUUGUUUUUCUUCAUAACUGAAUGUGACCCUUGUGCACCUAAAUUUUUUGUUGCAAACAGGAGAAAGAAUGCCUCCUUCAGGAACAGAAGAUAAUGUAACUGUCAUGGUUUUUUGUAAUCUGGUACUUACACUGCAAGAUGCUGUGGAGGUACAACACUAGCUAGCCUCAUUCCUAUACAAGUUUUCUAUUUCAAGUAUUCUUAUAUUCCUGUGCAAGUUUUCACUUGCACAUUGCUGAAGGGGAAUUUUUAUCUGUUACUUUAUUGGCAGAAGUCUCUGGUUCAAAUUCAGUGUGGAAUUUCUAAUGAUAAUUAUGUGCAGAGGGUAGUCUUUUUUUUUUUUUUUUAAAGUUUUGUGCACUCCAGGCAAAGCUUCUGGGGAAAGUUAUGUUUAGUAAGACCUGGAUACAGUUGUAUGUCUACAAAAGCUUGGCCUUUUCAAGUAACCUUAAGGAUUCAGCUCAGACAUAAAAGAAAAUUCAGACUAACAAAUAUUGUUUGCUUGCCUCUUAACCCCAGAAGAAUGCAAAUGCGUUGUGGGUACCUACUUUUCUCCUUAUUAGCAUGUGUAUUUUAACACCACUGGGUACUGUUAGAUUGUAAGAUCUAAUCAGUGAACUUUCACAGAAUUUAGUUGUUCCUUUCUUGUCCUAUCUAAGGUGUUAGAAAAUAGGAAGCUUUCCCACUGACUGGAUCCUAUGUCUGAAAAGUGGAUGACUUGAAAAUUAAAAUUCUUUGGUUUAGUUCAGAAUGAGAAGAAUUUGAAUCAAGAUGUGGUUCUCAGUCUGUUGUUGCUAAGAGGAUUUCCUGCAUCUGUUGAAGUGUCAUCAUCACAGAGUGGAAGUUGGUCAUAUUCUAUGUGAGAAGGAUUGUUCUGAGAGUCUGAGGGCACGUGGUUGAGUCAAGGGAAAGAGUAUGUGGUAGAGGGCUACAGACUGCUGUAUAGUUUAGACCAACGCAAGUUGUGUGGAGAAGUUAGGCAGGGGUGACUUGUUCUGUUAUGAAGAUGGACCGUCUAUGAAGCUAGUGAGUGAGUGUCACACUCAAAGUAGAGAAAUGUGGUUCUUUUCUAAACAAACGGCCAGAAAUAGUGUAUGAGAAUUUUCUGUUGUUUCAAUGGGAGAUGAAAAGGGUACUGAAACUUCGAAAACAAAAAAAUAGCAAACAGGUUCAUGGAAUUAUCUCCGCUGAAAAUAACUGGGAGUAAGGAGUGCAGUAGAGCAAACAUAUGCUUUUUUUACUUUUUAUUUUCACUCUUCCUUAGGGAUCUACUUAUGAUAAAAACCACUGUGCUAGAUGGAUCAUUAGUCUAAAACAUAGUAGCUGUUAUCUCUAGAAAGAAAGGCUGAAGGAAUUGUUAUUUAAUUCCCUGCAGUUGUUUCUCAUUAAUUACAAAUUACACUAGAAGUGCACAUUACAGCCAAGAGACAAAGCAACCGCUCUUGCUGAUGUUCUCAAAAAUCUCAUGCUGAACCAAGGUAAUAAGAAAGGAAAAGAGCACCACAGCAGUAGAGGUGGAAUAUGGCUUGGGCUCGUCUUACAUCUAAGGAAUUCCAUGAAAGGAUUUGUGUUCAUUCUUCUCCACACAAAAUGGCUUUCUUUAAUUGUUGUGUACAGUUUUUGUGUGUUUCUUGUCAUGAGCUGCUACUAGAUGGAAAUAUUUACUUUGAAUAGUUGAUAAUAGAGCUUUAUAGUUUCAUGUCACCUGAUUUAUUGCAGAAUAAAUAUUCUAUGAUACAAACUUGUUUUUAUAAGAUUUCCAAACCAUAUAUCACUUAUUUCAUCCCUUUACAGGCUUUAUUUAAUUCAUCUUAUGAACAGCGAUAUGUGUGCUGAAAACACACACACACGUUCCCAGGUUUCAGCACCACUUGAAAACACUCUCACUCACACUCUCUCUCUCUCGCGCGCACUCUCUCUCUCUCACACUCACACACACACACACACACACACACAC
Numida meleagris (helmeted guineafowl) is the source of this 2950-nucleotide messenger RNA. RefSeq names its product chromosome 4 C4orf33 homolog (gene C4H4orf33). The transcript is spliced from 6 exons. Lineage: Eukaryota; Metazoa; Chordata; Aves; Galliformes; Numididae. The record is from RefSeq and is a predicted model, not a curated record.